AUGGAGUCUGAUACUGAAGAUGGCGAGCAGGAAGUCGAUGGAUGUAUUUAUAGUAUUCACGUUCGCAAUUUUUUCUGUCACGAGAAUUUAGAGAUUAAAUUCAAUCGAAAUACGAAUUUUAUAGUUGGGCGCAAUGGAAGUGGUAAAAGUGCUCUUUUAACAGCUUUAGUGGUCGGUUUGGGAGCUAGAGCUUCAGCUACCGACCGAGGAAGCAAUCUUAAUUCUUUUAUUAAAAAGGGCACCAACUCUGCUACUGUUGAAAUAAAACUAUGGAACAGCAGCCCCAGGGCUUAUAAGCAUGACAUUUAUGGUAAUUUUAUAACCAUAGUGCGAACCCUAAAUGCUUCUGGUGGAUCUAGUUAUAAAAUAAAAUCAGCUUCAGGAGAAGUAAUAUCUACUAAAUAUGAAGAAGUAAAAGCAAUUAUUUUAGCUCUUGAUAUACAAGUUGACAACCCUAUUUCUGUGUUAAAUCAAGAUACUGCUAGAACAUUUCACACAUGUGAUGCCAAGAAAAAAUUUGAGUUAUUUAGACAAGCAACCAAUAUAGACCAAACAGAGAAAAAUUAUAAAGAUGCUAUUGAAAAUUGUAACAAAGCUUUGGCUACUUGGAACAGGAAGAAUGAGGCCUGUUUAGAGCUUGAAAAAGAAUAUAUGAAAUUGAAAAACCAGUAUGAACAAAUGCAAUCUUCUGAGGAAGUUAAUGCUAAGAAGAUGGCUUUACAGAAUGAAUACUACUGGAGCGAGAUAGCAGAGUUUGAAAAUGAAAUUAAAGUUAUUGAUACCCAGUUGGAAAAACAUAGAGUAAAGGUCCAGCGUCUCACAGAUAGGUUAAAAAACAUGGAGCAGAAUUAUGGCACCAAUUCAACUGCAAUUGAUUCCUUAAAACAAACUUUACAAGAGAGCAACCAUAAAAAUACCGUUUUGGAGCAAGAACUACAGGAAAUAGAAAAUAGUUUGCGUUCAGCCCAGACCUCACACCGUAACUCUCAGAGAACAAAUUACAAGCUCUCUGAGCUACUAAGCCGAGAGAAUAGAAAGGUUAUGGAUCUUGAGCAAGAGAUACACAACAUAGAAUCGGGUAGCUGUGCAUCACAGCGUACGGAGCUAGAAGCGCGGGCUGCUAGCGCUCAAGAGGCGGAAAACGCUGCUCGAGCGCGUUACGAGACCCAACAAAACGAUACAGCGCAGGCGCGAAGUAAUGCUGCGCAUGCGCAACCGCUCGCCGACCGCGCAGAUCACAGGGUGCAACAGCAACGAGGCAGACUUGCACAAUUAAAGCAACAGCUUCGCGAGCUUGAAUCCCGUGGCAACGACUCCGUGGCCGUUUAUGGCAGAUGCAUGGUGGAAUUCUGUGAGCGAGUUAAGGCGGCUGUCGCUCGUGGGGAGUUUAGCGCACCGCCACGAGGUCCCGUUGGUAACUACUUAAAAGUGAAGGAUAAGAAAUGGGGAGGCGCAUUAGAGCAUAUUAUCGGCGGAUCGCUGCGAACAUUCUGCGUUAACACGCCGGAGGACUCGAGGAAACUCUUUGAGAUUAUGAGCAAGAUCCGUUAUGGGACAGAACCAAAACCAGGAGUGACGUGCAGCAAAUUCUUAAAUAAAAUUCACGAUGUGCGUAGACACACAGUGAGCGUCAACGGGUAUAUGUCCGCACUGGACGCUUUGGACGUAGCCGAUCCGGUUGUGGCCAACUUCCUCAUAGACAACAUUAGGAUGGAGAAGAUCCUCCUCGUCACCGAGCAUGAGGAUGCGAUGCAUCUGUCAGACGAGCAAGAGAACGUCCCCAAUAACUGCGCCAAGAUAGUGACCUUAGAUAGCACGGAGUACCACCCAGCGCCCAAUUAUCGCUGUUACGGAGGUGACUCCCGCGCUCCCACUUAUCUGCAAACCAGUACGGAACAGAGGAAGAUGCAGUUGCAAUUAGAAAUUAAGGAAGCCGAGAAUAUGUUGCGAACAUAUGAAGUGGAGGCGAAAACUUUAAACCAAGAGGCGGCGCGGGCGCGCGAUAAUGAGCGUACGGCGGCCAAAGCGCUGCAGGCGCUCCUCGUCGACUUGCGAAGGAAAGAGGAGAUUGCUAAGGAAGCGGUCGCUGCUCUAGACCAGCAGCAAGCGCCGCAGCAUGCAGUUCUGGUGGACGAACUCAACAUAACCAAAGAAAAAGUUCGUUCGCUGAGCGAACAAGUGCAGAGGGAGAGCGCCGAAGAACGUAAAUUAAAACAGUGCGUAGAUGAAAUCGAAGAAAAAUAUCGAAAAGUACAAAAACAUCGAGACAAAAUCAGUGCUACUUGCAGAAGUUUGAAGGAAGAAAUCGAGCAAGAGCAAAUGAAGAUGGAGCAGGGUGGAGCGGAACAUCAAACAUGUCAGCAGCGGCUUUCGGAGGACAAAAACAAGUUGGAACGAGUGGAAAAGAUACUGGAGGAGAAGCAGUCGGUAUUGGAAGAAAAGGUGCAGCAGGCUCUCAAGCUCUGCCCUCGUGUGGAAAGCCCAAGGGACAAAACCAUAGUGAUAAGCGAGUUGAAGAAGACACAAAUCAAGUUAAGCUCGCUUUCGCAAUCCGGGCUCAACCGUGUGGAAUUUGCCCAAAAGCUGUGUCAGGUGGAGGAGAGUUAUCGGCGGGCGCAGCACUCGCUGAGUCUUCUUAGCUCUCUCAUCGCUGAAAUCAAAACCACCGCCGAUAAUCACCUGAAGUUUUGCCACAUACUGCAGAAGUAUAUCGCGCGACGAGUACAAUACCGCUUUCAAAUUAUACUCUCCUUACGAAACUAUACAGGUAAAAUGAAUAUAGAUAUGGGCAACGGAAAACUCGACAUGGAAUGCAAGCGUGUCGAGCGCAGCGACAUACAACAGGCAACGUCCACCGCUUCAUUGUCGGGCGGGGAGAGGUCCUACGCCACUGUCGCGUUUAUGUUGGCGCUGUGGGACUGUGUGGAGCUACCCUUUUACUUUAUGGACGAGUUCGACGUUUUUAUGGAUAAUAUAAAUCGCAAAACAACAAUCGAGUUGCUGAUGGAUCAUGCGCGGAUGAACAAACACCGUCAGUUCGUGUUUCUGACGCCCCAAGACGCGUCUUCGGUCACGGCUGGACCGAACGUUACUAUUCACGUAAUGGCGAAUCCACGGGAUUGA
Leptosia nina is the source of this 3123-nucleotide messenger RNA. Lineage: Eukaryota; Metazoa; Arthropoda; Insecta; Lepidoptera; Pieridae. The record is from the annotation of a GenBank genome assembly.